Messenger RNA from Knipowitschia caucasica, 2979 nucleotides. Lineage: Eukaryota; Metazoa; Chordata; Actinopteri; Gobiiformes; Gobiidae. The record is from the annotation of a GenBank genome assembly.
AUGGUCACAGCUCUCCCUCCUCCCUCCCUCCUCCCUCCCUCCUCCCUCCCUCCUGCCUCCCUCCUCCCUCCCUCCUCCCUCCCUCCUCCCUCCCUCCUCCCUCCCUCCUGCCUCCCUCCUGCCUCCCUCCUCCCUCCCUCCUCCCUCCCUCCUGCCUCCCUCCUCCCUCCCUCCUGCCUCCCUCCUGCCUCCCUCCUCCCUCCCUCCUCCCUCCCUCCUGCCUCCCUCCUCCCUCCCUCCUCCCUCCCUCCUCCCUCCAAUGGCCCUCUGCCCCAGCCCUCUGCCCCCAGCCCUCUGCCCCAGCCCUCUGCCCCCAGCCCUCUGCCCCAGCCCUCUGCCCCCAGCCCACUGCCCCCAGCCCUCUGCCCCAGCCCUCUGCCCCAGCCCUCUGCCCCAGUCCUCUGCCCCAGCCCUCUGCCCCCAGCCCUCUGCCCCAGCCCUCUGCCCCAGCCCUCUGCCCCCAGUCCUCUGCCCCAGCCCUCUGCCCCCAGCCCUCUGCCCCAGCCCUCUGCCCCAGCUCUCUGCCCCCAGUCCUCUGCCCCAGCCCUCUGCCCCAGCCCUCUGCCCCCAGCCCUCUGCCCCAGCCCUCUGCCCCAGCCCUCUGCCCCCAGUCCUCUGCCCCAGCCCUCUGCCCAGCCCUCUGCCCCAGCCCUCUGCCCCAGCCCUCUGCCCCAGCCCUCUGCCCCAGCCCUCUGCCCCAGCCCUCUGCCCCCAGUCCUCUGCCCCAACCCUCUGCCCCAGCCCUCUGCCCCAGCCCUCUGCCCCAGCCCUCUGCCCCAGCUCUCUGCCCCCAGUCCUCUGCCCCCAGCCCUCUGCCCCAGCUCUCUGCCCCCAGUCCUCUGCCCCAACCCUCUGCCCCAGCCCUCUGCCCCCAGCCCUCUGCCCCCAGUCCUCUGCCCCAGCCCUCUGCCCCAGCCCUCUGCCCCAGCCCUCUGCCCCCAGCCCUCUGCCCCAACCCUCUGCCCCAGCCCUCUGCCCCAGCCCUCUGCCCCCAGUCCUCUGCCCCAGCCCUCUGCCCCAGCCCUCUGCCCCAGUCCUCUGCCCCAGCCCUCUGCCCCAGCCCUCUGCCCCAGCCCUCUGCCCCCAGUCCUCUGCCCCAACCCUCUGCCCCAGCCCUCUGCCCCAGCCCUCUGCCCCAGCCCUCUGCCCCAGCUCUCUGCCCCCAGUCCUCUGCCCCAGCCCUCUGCCCCCAGCCCUCUGCCCCAGCUCUCUGCCCCCAGUCCUCUGCCCCAACCCUCUGCCCCAGCCCUCUGCCCCCAGCCCUCUGCCCCCAGUCCUCUGCCCCAGCCCUCUGCCCCAGCCCUCUGCCCCAGCCCUCUGCCCCCAGCCCUCUGCCCCCAGCCCUCUGCCCCAGCCCUCUGCCCCAGCUCUCUACCCCCAGCCCUCUGCCCCAGCUCUCUGCCCCAGCCCUCUGCCCCAGCCCUCUGCCCCCAGCCCUCUGCCCCAGUCCUCUGCCCCCAACCCUCUGCCCCAGCCCUCUGCCCCAGUCCUCUGCCCCCAGCCCUCUGCCCCCAGCCCUCUGCCCCCAGCCCUCUGCCCCCAGCCCUCUGCCCCAGCCGUCUGCCCCAGCCCUCUGCCCCAGCCCUCUGCCCCAGCCCUCUGCCCCCAGCUCUCUGCCCCCAGCCCUCUGCCCCCCCUGCUCUCUGCCCCCAGCCCUCUGCCCCCAGCCCUCUGCCCCCAGCCCUCUGCCCCCUGCUCUCUGCCCCAGCCCUCUGCCCCAGCCCUCUGCCCCCAGCCCUCUGCCCCCUGCUCUCUGCCCCCAGCCCUCUGCCCCCAGCCCUCUGCCCUCUGCCCCUGCUCUCUGCCCUCUGCCCCAGCCCUCUGCCCCAGCCCUCUGCCCCAGCCCUCUGCCCCAGCCCUCUGCCCCAGCCCUCUGCCCCCUGCCCUCUGUCCCCAGCCCUCUGCCCCAGCCCUCUGCCCCAGCCCUCUGCCCCAGCCCUCUGCCCCAGCCCUCUGCCCCCAGCCCUCUGCCCCAGCUCUCUGCCCCCAGCCCUCUGCCCCAGCCCUCUGCCCCAGCUCUCUGCCCCAGCCCUCUGCCCCAGCCCUCUGCCCCAGCCCUCUGCCCCCAGCCCUCUGCCCCCUCCCCUCUGCCCCCAGCCCUCUGCCCCAGCCCUCUGCCCCAGCCCUCUGCCCCAGCCCUCUGCCCCAGCCCUCUGCCCCAGCCCUCUGCCCCAGCCCUCUGCCCCAGCCCUCUGCCCCCAGCCCUCUGCCCCAGCCCUCUGCCCCAGCCCUCUGCCCCAGCCCUCUGCCCCAGCCCUCUGCCCCAGCCCUCUGCCCCAGCCCUCUGCCCCCAGCCCUCUGCCCCCAGCCCUCUGCCCCAGCCCUCUGCCCCAGCCCUCUGCCCCGCCCUCUGCCCCAGCCCUCUGCCCCAGCCGUCUGCCCCAGCCCUCUGCCCCAGCCCUCUGCCCCAGCCCUCUGCCCCCAGCCCUCUGCCCCAGCCCUCUGCCCCAGCCCUCUGCCCCAGCCCUCUGCCCCAGCCCUCUGCCCCAGCCCUCUGCCCCAGCCCUCUGCCCCAGCCGUCUGCCCCAGCCCUCUGCCCCAGCCCUCUGCCCCAGCCGUCUGCCCCAGCCCUCUGCCCCAGCCCUCUGCCCCCAGCCCUCUGCCCCAGCCCUCUGCCCCCAGCCCUCUGCCCCAGCCCUCUGCCCCCAGCCCUCUGCCCCCUCCCCUCUGCCCCCAGCCCUCUGCCCCAGCCCUCUGCCCCAGCCCCUCUGCCCCCUGCCCUCUGCCCCCAGCCCUCUGCCCCCAGUCCUCUGCCCCAACCCUCUGCCCCAGCCCUCUGCCCCAGCCCUCUGCCCCCAGCCGUCUGCCCUCUGCCCCCAGCCCUCUGCCCCCAGCCCUCUGCCCCAGCCCUCUGCCCCAGCCCUCUGCCCCAGCCCUCUGCCCCAGCCCUUGUCUAUCGUGGAAAGCUCUGGGCUCAAACAACUCAUGUCCGUUGCUUCAAUCUGCCAUGGCGGAGAUAUCUGCCUGAUGUCUGCCUGA